AUGUCUACAACUUCUCCGUCACCACCACCCAGCCUGCAAUCGAAUGAAGAUUCCACAGAUUCUGUAUCGUCCGAGUUCUCAAACGAAGCUGCUCAGCCACAAAAUUAUGAGUUUCCUCAGAAAAAUGUAUACAAAAUAAAUUCACUCACAUCCCACGGAGUAGAAGACAUACUUUCUGAGGGAGCCAAUUAUAAUCCUCCAGAGAAUCCAUUCCCCGAUUGCAAAGCAGAAGUUCUUUCCUCGCUAUCAAAUCAAGUGGCAUUUGUGCAAGAUUACAACUCCAGAGAUUCGACCGGUUUCAGUAUACAUGACAUUCUUGGACUACAGCAAUCCUAUAAUGCUACGACUAACCAAGAUAAUCUGUUAGAACCUAGAUAUGAAUAUCAUAUACCACAUUAUGAUAACAUAAGCAACAGUCCUCAUAACAACUACGGAUCAGGCACUGAAGAGGUGCUAUCAGAUCACCAUAUUACGAAGAGCGAUGAUUUUUUUCCCUCAAACGAUUCAGAAAUUCGAAAUCAAAAUAUUUACGACAGAAACUACCCAGAAACAAAACCUGUUCGAUGCCAAAGAAGUGAUUUGGGCAACGAUGUCGUCAAAAAUCCUGAAGAAGAAAUAAACGAUGUCAGCGAAUCAAGUUUUCCCAGUCAGAGUACAACAUGGUGUAGCAAAUCCUCUAUUGUGGGCAAUCAAACAAUCAACACAUCGUCUUUAUCAAACGAUAUGUCUACCGAUUCGUCAUCUUAUCCAAAAGGCUUCACUAAACGUGCACGAACUGCCUAUACAAGUUCACAAUUAGUGGAAUUAGAAAAUGAAUUUCAUCAAAACCGCUACCUUUGCCGUCCAAGACGUAUCGAGUUAGCGAACUACUUACAGCUGUCAGAACGUCAAAUCAAAAUAUGGUUCCAGAACAGGCGUAUGAAAUACAAAAAGGACAAUAAACACAAUAAACCAAGUUCCUCAGUUGAUGAUAACAGUCCAUCAAGUUCCAAGGAAAUGUCACCAACUCAAGAUCACAAAAUGAGUCAUGGAAGAAGCUGCGGCGGCCAUGACCGUCACAGGCGUUUACUUUCAGAAAGCCACGCGAGUCAUCAUAAAAUUUAUGUAACUUCGAAUGAUGCACUUUCACGACCACCGGAGUACUCAUCAGUGAAUCCACUGAAGUCGGUUAUUAAAGGACCACAGAGCACAAUCGAAUUGCCAGCAUAUACGCCCAAUCUAUCAUAUUCGUCUUACUACUCUACAGGACCAAGUAGAAGCGCUUACUCACCAAUGCCCGAGGUUUAUCGAUACAACAACGAUGAAUCACUGCAACCGAGUUCACAUACAAUGUCAACUCUACAAUCCGACAGCUACGUUCCAAAUGGUCCCAACUUAAAACUAUGCGAAGAUGUGACACGGUAUUCGACUGGAUCUACUUAUUACAGCACACUUUCGAACGGAGUAGUAAUGCAUACGCCAACAACUGAAGCAUAUGGAUUCACUACCACUAUGCCUACGUUAGCUACUCCCACAUAUGAUGAUAGCGCUUUACAUACAAGAACCGGACUUACAUUGCCUCCAGAUCCCUAUUUUUCUUAUUUAGGAUCAUCCGAACCGUCAAGUCAACAAGCAUCUACUUCUACAAUCUUUGAAAUGUUCCAAAACGUGUUAAUGGCGGUUACGCCUUUGAGUGACCUAAAGGAUGAGAUUAAUUGCUGGAAAAACCGACCGUUCAUACACAGUUGGCCGGAAUCGAAUCAACAUAAGACGUUUAAUAAAGACACAGUAAAGAAAACUAUAAAGAAGAAAACCAAGCGUAAUAGAACUGCUUUUACAACAGAUCAGCUGAGGAUGUUAGAAAAAACAUUUGCCCGCACAAAAUACGUGGAUGCUGAACGUCGCAAGGAGCUCGCGGAUACUUUGAAGAUCGGUGAAAAAUGCGUCAAGGUUUGGUUCCAAAAUAGGAGAAUGAAAGAGAAGAAAGAAUGCUCAGAAUCAAGUAACGAUUCGUCGAGUGAAUACGUCGCCUCUGAACCAGUUACAUCUCCAUCAGUGAACUCGGCACAGUAUAGGAGUGAAGACCAGUACGUCCAAUCAAACUGCAGUUAUAUCGAGCAGACAAUUCAUAGCCAUAACGCCCAUAACAAUACAGAACCACAGUCUUACUACUAUCCUUAUCAGGAAAAUUGCAAAGCUUAUCAUCAAGCCUACGGAGUUGGCUACCAGAAUAAUCAUUUUCAUUUCGAUUAUGCGAGUUAUAAUAUGCCAUCACAAUAUACUAAUGGCUAUUUUAACAACGAUGCAACUGUUAAUACCUCUCAAUAUUACCCCUGUUCAGCUGUUCCUGAAUACAAUAUGUACGCAAAUAUGGAUAAUAACCAGUGCGUUCAGGACCAACAAAGCACUAUUAACUCUGAGAUCCCUAAUUGGUCAGAUUUAUGUUAUUUUUAAAUAAAUUUAUACUAUAUGAAAUAUUUAUAUUAAGUUAAUUUAAUUUUAUAAUAAGUAAUAGCUUAUUUACAAACAUAUUAAUAGACACGAUAAAUGAUUAUUAUUUGUGAAGUCAAUGAUAUUGUACUUCGGAAUAAAUGCUCAAUGAACUGUAAUAUUUAGACUUAUGUUAUUACUAUAAUGUUAAUUUUAUAAAAUUCUAUCUUCACCUGACUUAGUUAUAAAAAAAUCUGUCUAGCUAUAUGUCAUGUUACUAUUCUAUUUAUUCCUAUAAAAGUGAUUUAUUUCCUGUUAAUAAAUUAUGCCUGAACACUAUGUUUCCUAUUUACAUGCUAAUAUAAUAAAUACUACAUAUUAAGACUAAGAAAAUGUGAACUGAAUAUUUAAAGGUUUAGUAAGAAUAAAGAGGACAAAUAAACCAAAUUAUCAUUAAUAUAAAUUAUGUUUAAUAGAUACAUCGUCUUAUUUCAUAAGUUACAAAGUAAGUAAGCCUAAUAUAACUUUAAAAAUAAAAUUCUGUAAAAACUAACAUAAACUAUUCAUGUAUUUUAAUAAAGACUUUAUUAAUACUAAA
Messenger RNA from Maniola jurtina (meadow brown), 3007 nucleotides. RefSeq lists its product as uncharacterized. The record is from RefSeq and is a predicted model, not a curated record. Gene Ontology annotation, biological process: regulation of DNA-templated transcription. Bases 1 to 2433 code for a protein of 810 amino acids. Gene Ontology annotation, molecular function: DNA binding; DNA-binding transcription factor activity, RNA polymerase II-specific. The transcript has 6 exons. NCBI's taxonomy places the organism in Eukaryota, Metazoa, Arthropoda, Insecta, Lepidoptera, Nymphalidae.